Paramuricea clavata is the source of this 2637-nucleotide messenger RNA. The record is from the annotation of a GenBank genome assembly. NCBI's taxonomy places the organism in Eukaryota, Metazoa, Cnidaria, Anthozoa, Malacalcyonacea, Plexauridae.
AUGUUAGCAACGGCAAAUCUUAAGUUACACAAGAUUGCAUCAAACGCGGUAGAGGUAAUGCAAGCACUUCCACCAGAAGAUCGAAUUGACAGCAUACAAAACCUUGACCUUCAACGAGACCCACUACCGUCUCAACGUUCCUUGGGUGUUAUGUGGAAUUUACAAAACGAUGCGUUAACAUUCUCCAUUUCCUUACCAGAAAAACCCUUCACCCGUCGCGGAGUUCUAUCAGUUAUUAACUCAAUAUACGACCCUCUUGGCUUCGGAACCCCAGUCACGUUACCGGGAAGACUCCUACUACGGCAGCUGACAAUACUAGGAAAUGAGAAAGGAAACGACAGUUUACCAUUAGGGUGGGACGACCCUUUACCCACUUCACUCUGGAAGAAAUGGCACGAGUGGACAGUUGGUCUAUACGAUCUGCAAGAUAUCAUGAUUCCUAGAUGUUAUCUUCCACAGAACUCAAACGAGGUCAGAAAAGCAGAAAUCCAUGCCUUUUCCGAUGCCAGCCACUACGCAAUCGGUAUUGCUGUCUAUUUGAAGCUAACCAAUCAAGCUGAAGUCAGUAGAGUUUCACUUGUGUUCGCUCAAGCAAAGCUAGCUCCCAAACAAGCGACAACGAUCCCAAGAUUAGAACUAUGUGCAGCCGUACUUGCAAGCAAAGCGGUCAAGUGGAUAACCCGAGAACUUAAGCUCAGAAUAGACAAAGUCAUUUUCUACACCGACUCUAAGGUAGUACUCGGCUACAUCCAGAACGAGAGCCGUCGUUUUUACGUCUACGUAGCCAACAGAAUUCAAAUCAUCCGAAGUAUCACUGACCCUUCUCAAUGGAGAUACGUGGAGACAAAGGAAAACCCAGCUGAUAUAGCAACAAGAGGAAAAUCUUCCAAAGAUUUGAUGGAGUCAGUUUGGUUUAAAGGCCCAGAAUUCCUGAGAAACGUUGAUCCACCUGCACAAACGGAACUCAGCCCCGAACCUUUCUUGAUUGCUGACAACGAUCCAGAAGUUCGAGUUAAGGCUACAAUCUACACUACCCAACUGCGUGUAAUCAAAGGUCUGACCUCAGAAAGAUUCAAUCGAUUUUCCAAGUGGAACUCCCUUCGAAGAGCGAUUGCCAAUCUGAUCAUCAAAGCAAAGAUAUUGAAAAGCCAAAACCAAAUUUCAACACCCCGCAAAAGGAAUGCCCACCAAACACAUCUGGUCAAACUACCAGUCCGAAAGCUGCCAAGAAAUCCAUCUGCUGCAGAACUAAGACAGAGCGAAGUGGUGAUGAUCAAAACCGCACAGAGCGAAGCAUACGCGGAAGAAAUCGAAACCCUUCAGCAAAACCAACUGUCUCAGAAAAGCCUUUCUCCGAAGUCCAGUAUAUAUCGUCUAGACCCAUUCGUCGACGGUGACGGUGUCCUUCGAGUUGGCGGUCGACUAAGGCAAGCAGACCAAAUGUUCCAAGAGAAACAUCCAGCUAUAUUACCCAAAGGAUGUCAUUUGGCGAGACUAGCAAUCACCCAUUACCAUAGUGAAGUGCAUCACCAAGGAAGACAGAUUACCCAUGGUGCAUUAAGACAAGGGGGAUUAUGGAUUAUCGGAGCCAAACGAAUGAUCUCAAAAAUUAUCAACCAGUGUAUCACGUGUAGAAAACUCAGAGGGAACGUUAUAACGCAGCAUAUGGCUAAUCUUCCACCAGACAGACUAGAAACGCCACCACCAUUCACAAAUGUGGGGUUUGAUGUAUUUGGCCCUUGGCAGAUACGUACUCGAAGACUAAGAGGAGGAGCUGCAAACGCUAAGAGAUGGGGUUUAGUCUUUACUUGCCUGAACUGCAGAGCGAUCCACAUUGAGGUCUUGGAAACAAUGGACUCAAGUUCCUUUAUUUGCGCCUUAAGACGCUUCUUUUCCAUUCGUGGGCCACCAUCGUUAUUGAGGUGUGAUCGAGGGACAAAUUUCGUCGGGGCAAAGUCAGAAUUAGACGAAGCGUUGAAAGAGAUGGAUCAUAAAGCAAUAGCAAAAUAUGUCGUCGAACAGAACUGUGAGUGGGUUUUUAACCCUCCCCACGCAUCCCACUUUGGCGGAGUCUGGGAGCGCCAAAUUUCCACCAUUCGGCAAGUCCUUAACGGAAUGUUUUCUGAUCUCGGUCCUUGCCAACUUACGCACGAGCUUUUGGUAACACUCAUGGCUGAGGUGUCGGGAAUUGUAAACUCACGUCCUAUUUCUACAAUACCAUCCGAUGCAGAUCAACCUCAACCCCUAACUCCUAACAUGUUGCUGACAAUGAAGACAAAACCACUCGUUUCACCACCAGGAAUCUUUACCUCUCCUGACCUAUAUUCUCGCAGACAUUGGAGGCGAGCGCAGUAUUUGGCAGAUCAAUUCUGGAGCCGAUGGAAGAACGAAUAUUUACAAAACCAACAGAGAAGAUCGAAAUGGAAUGAACGUCGUCAUAACUUGGCCGUAGGAGACAUAGUUACCAUGAAAGAAGAAGCACAUCGCAAUGAAUGGCCUCUCGGAAGAGUUGUGGACGCCGUGGAAAGUAGUAAUGACGGUUUAGUCAGAAAGGUUAAAAUUGUGAUCUGGAGAGACGGAGAAAAGAAAUAUUAUCUUAGACCGAUAAGUCAAUUAGUAUAUAUAAUGAGUACAUAA